GCAUGAGAAUAAAUUAUAUACAUAUAUAUAGUUAUUGUAUAAUAUAAAUAUUUUGUUCUUUUUCAGUCAGAACUAUCAACGGUUCCUGCUGUAUAUGCACAACAUCUUCAAGAUAUAUCAAACAUCAAAAUGACAAGUAGCUAUGGUAACGCAGUUAAUUCGUUCGAAAAAAUACUAGAAACCGUGAAAUAUGAGGAAAACUUUGAUGUGGAAGAUGACAGUAAUUAUGAUAUAACAUCAGAUGAAGAAACAGACGAGCAUACUUUGUGUUUUGAUUUUGACACGGAAUUUAAUGGUCACGAAUCAAUACAUCAAGUGCAUUAUGUAAGAUACCAAGGAGACGAUGUUGGGCAUCAAGAAAAUGACGUCAUACAUCAAGAAUAUGGUACGUCACGUCGAAAAGAAACUGAUGCACACGUAGAAGAAGAUGCAAUACAAGAAGAUGCUAAACCACGAAGACAAAGUGCUCUACACAAAACAGAUGAUGUUAUUUGCAAAGGAGAUAUCGCUAAACGGAAAAGAGAUUUUAAAAAACAAAAAUCAGUCGAGAACAAAUGUGGAAUUUGUCAUAAAUCGUUCAAGCGCAGAUAUUUGUUAGUACAGCACAUGUCGUUACAUACUGGAGAAUGUAACUACGAGUGUGUGAUAUGUAAAGAACGAUUCCGAUUAAAGAAAUAUCUUUAUAAACACAUGAGUCGACAUAAAGAUGAUAAACAGUACAAGUGUCAGGUUUGUCAAAAAUCUUAUGACAGUCUUAAACUUUUUAAUGACCACACGAAUAUUCACCGCGGCAUCCGUUAUCAAUGCAAGUAUUGUGAAAAGUCGUUUUCGGCCUCAAGCUCGUUAAAAGUUCACUUGAAACUACAUGCUGAACCAGGAAGUUCCAAAUUAAACUAUUACGUGUGCAAUAUAUGUAAAAAAUCAUUUGCGAGUGAAAGUUCAUUAAGAAUGCACAUGGAAAUACAUAACGGAACACAAAACCAGAUUUGCAACAUUUGUGACGCUAGAUUCAGCAGAAAACAUGACUUACAGAGACACAUGUUCAUACAUACUGGAGAAAAACCAUACAAAUGUUCACUAUGUCUUCGAGCAUUUCGACAACCGGGAGAGCUUGGUAGACAUAUGGCGUGGCAUAGAGGUGAUCACAAGCAAUCGUGCAAGCAAUGUGGUCGAAAAUAUGCUAGAAAGGAUGAGUUUUUAAGGCAUAUUAGUACACAUGAAAAAGAACUGAAUAGUGCAGAUGCAACCACAAACAAAUUACAAUGUAAUGUUUGUAAAAAGUUUCUGACAUCUGAAAUAAAACUGCAGCAACAUUUAGAAAAACAUACACGUGAAGUUGUGACGCGAAAAUGUGAGGAAUGCGGAACCAUAUUUAGCACAUCGAGUAAUUAUAAAAGACAUGUAAGAGAUAAACAUAAUCAGAAACAAGAUGGCGUUACUUCGCCGAACUGUAGUAAAACAACGGAAGAUAUAACAGGUCCUUUCAAGUGUGACUUGUGCUCAAAGAUUUUAAAAACCAAACACACACUAAUUGCACACAUGAAUAAUGUACAUUUGAAUAAACAUAGCUUUGUCUGUUAUAAAUGUGACAAAACCUUUUUCAAGAAAAAAGAUUUGAUAAUGCACGAAGAAAGGAAACAUAAGAAUUUAUCAUGAUAUUUUAUCAGUGUUAAAAGCAAGUGCGGAACAUCAAAUGCAUAGCCUGCCAAGAAAAGUUAUAAUACUCGUUGACCUGCUUUUCAAUUGAAUUUUGCAUUUUUACUUUUUUAUGUAAAAACCUUUUUUACAAGUUUGUCGAAAUCUUUAAUUGUCGAAAGCUUAAUCAACCAUUUGAACACAUGUGCUAUUGUCUAUUAUCAAAUUAUGGAAUAAAAAUUGGUAGGCGCUAUCUCAUUUGUUGUGAAA
This is a messenger RNA of Ruditapes philippinarum (Manila clam), 1905 nucleotides long. Its product is annotated as zinc finger protein OZF-like. The transcript has a single exon. Lineage: Eukaryota; Metazoa; Mollusca; Bivalvia; Venerida; Veneridae. The record is from RefSeq and is a predicted model, not a curated record. Bases 130 to 1656 code for a protein of 508 amino acids.